Molecule: messenger RNA, 444 nt
Organism: Purpureocillium lilacinum
Lineage: Eukaryota; Fungi; Ascomycota; Sordariomycetes; Hypocreales; Ophiocordycipitaceae
Source: RefSeq, a predicted model, not a curated record
AUGAGGGUAGAGAGUAGAAGAAGCGAUGCACUGGAGGACACGCGGAGAAAAGGACGCCUCGCCUGGCUACGGGCUUGGGCGGAAGGAGCGUGCUCUAUGAACACCCGCGCCUUCCACAUUUCGCCAGCCCAGUGUACUGGCGGUGAGAGAGGCAAGCACAGCAUGGCGGCGCGAUUCUCGGCAAAUGCAAGUAGAAUGGCAUUCAUUGUGAUAUUCAAUGGGCCUUACGCGGGGUUUGGGGAGAGAAAUGCUGUCGAGGGUCGCCAAAGGGGUGGAGUUUUGCAGGACUUGCAGUCAAACCAGUUUGCAGUUCCAGGGCAACUCAAACGACUACAAUUCGGACAACAAAUUCGGCUUGCACGCAGGGAUCGUAGCCCGACGACAAUCCUGGGAGUGGUCCUGAAAGGCGAACCCGAAGACAAGGCAGCUGCGCGCUAUACAUAG